Rubroshorea leprosula is the source of this 4825-nucleotide messenger RNA. The record is from the annotation of a GenBank genome assembly. Lineage: Eukaryota; Viridiplantae; Streptophyta; Magnoliopsida; Malvales; Dipterocarpaceae.
AGUAUUUAAGGAGAAAGAAGCAGACCGUGGGGGUGACUUUGCUGAAUCAAGUAAUGUGUUUAGAGGUAUGACUGAGCGUCUGACUUUAGCAUUCAAAGAACAGAACCAGGCUAUGCGGAGACUUGUUGACAGUCAAGCAGAAUCCUCCAGACGGCAAAGACAACACCAAUUGAUGGAGGCUACUACUCCUGUUGCAGACCAUGACCAUCAACCUCAGCAUAAGUAUAUUCUGCCAGCUAGGAAGGGAAAUGUGGGUCCUCAUCAUCAACCUUGUCCAAGGGACUUUUUCCAGCCACAAGUUCCUCCAGCUCAGCCAGUACGGCGUGACAAAGCGAAGGAAACUAUGGGAGUAGAUGCAGACCCUUUUCCAGCUGUGUCUGUCGGUGUGAAUGUUGCAGACCUCAGGAGUGUUGCCAGAAAUCGUAGUCUGCCUUAUGCUCAAAGGAACCUUGCUGCUAAAGACUUGAGGUGGGUUCUUGAGGCACAGAGAUCCAGACAUAGCAGAAGCAUCAGGUUAGACCAACAGAGGCUCGGGGGGCAAGAAAGGAUCAUUGUGACCAAGAACUUCAGCUUAGAAGGUACUAGACGUUACUCAACUGGUACUAGGUCUCCAAUGAUGGUCAAACCGCCCCUCAAGUCACCUUCCAGACGGCGGGAGAAAGUCAGUCAUCCCAAGUUUCCAGCCCAAAAUCCCAGAACCUUGAGGCGCAGAUUGCAACGCAAAAGGGCUGAAGAGCGAAAAAGGCAACAGAAGCAGAUGGAGGCUGAGGGAAGUUCAUCUCGUAGACCACGCCAACCUACCAAAAGGAACAUGGUGUGGGUGGCAUCUGUCAUUGUGAGUCCAGACGGGGUUUUGGAAGCAACUUUUGAAGCACAAGAACAGUCUAGGAAUCGUGGAGCUGAAUCAAAAGAAGAUGCGACUAUUCGUUUUGGGGAAUUCUCAGUGAAUUUGUCAUGUCUGGUGCUGACAUUACCCUUGGUUUUCCAAGCCAAGAAGGAGGAGGAACCAAUCGUCUGUGAGUUCCCAGAACAGAUAGAAGAAGAGGUAAUCAUUGUUCUAGCUCAAGAUGAUGAAGAUGAGGACAUGGCUGACAAAAUUGUGUUUGAAAAACAAAAACAAAAGAUGGCCAGACACAUUAGGCCACUUUAUAUCAAUGCUCAUAUGGAUGGGACUCCAAUCAGCCGUGUCUUGGUGGAUAAUGGAGCUGCAGUCAAUGUCCUUCCAACUUGCAUGCUCUAUAAAAUAGGCAAGUCUCUUGAUGAUUUAGUGCAUACUGAGGUUACAAUUAGUGAUUUUACAAGAGGAGUGAAUCGUUCAAGGGGUGUGCUGCUUGUUGAAUUAACAGUGGGAAAUAAGACACUGAUGUCUAUGUUUUUUGUGGUGGAUACUGUUGCUACUUAUAAUGCACUUUUGGUGCGUGACUGGAUUCAUUCAAGUUGGUGUGUCCCUUCUUCACUUCACCAGAAACUGAUUUUCUGGAAUGGAGGCAAAGCUGAGGUUGUGUCUGUAGAUGAUAAGCCUUUUUUAGCCAAUACUCACCUGGUGGAGGCUAGAUAUUAUGAAGAAGACAUUGGUACCAUUCGGUUUUUUGGGAUGGAUAGACAUGGGAAGCUGAUUGGGAUAACAGCAUGUAGCAGACUGUCAUUGUCUAAGCGUGUUGUAGAGGAGGUAGACAGGUUUGAAAUUGUUCAUGAAGGCGAGGAGGCAGACCAAGGUGAUGAAAUAACUUUGGAGCUGGAUCUUGCCCCAGCCAAGUUAGGUGAUUUAAAAGCUGAAGUUCAAGACCCACUGGAGGAGAUCAAUCUAGGGUUUGAAAGUGAGCCAAAUGUAACAUUUAUUAGCGCCUCUCUUAAGCCGCAGACACGAGAUCAAAUUGUCAGACUUUUGCAUGAAUUUAAAGACUGUUUUGCUUGGGAUUACUCAAAAAUGCCAGGUCUGGAUCGGAAAUUAGUGGAACAUAAAUUGCCAAUUGCAGAAGGAUUCAGACCGUGUAAACAGCCGCCUAGACGCAUGCCUACAGAGGUCACUUUGAAGGUGAAAGAAGAAAUUGAGCGGCUGGUAAAAGUUGGAUUCAUUCGGACAUGCAGGUAUGUAGACUGGUUAUCAAAUGUAGUGCCUGUGCUGAAAAAGAAUGGAAAAUUGAGAGUCUGUGUUGAUUUCCAAAAUUUGAAUUUAGCUACACCAAAUGAUGAGUAUCCUAUGCCAAUUGCAGACUUGUUGGUUGAUGGAGUAACCCGUCACAAAAUUCUAUCUUUCAUGGAUGGCCAUAAAUGCUGGAGAUACUAUCAAAGAGCCAUGAAUGCAAUUUUUCAUGAUAUGAUUAGUAAAUUCAUGGAAAUCUAUAUUGAUGAUGUUGUGGUGAAGUCACAUAGGGAAGCAGACCACCUGGUCCAUUUGAGGAAGGCUUUUGAACGGAUGAGGCAACAUGGCUUGAAAAUGAACCCACUAAAGUGUGCCUUUGGAGUGUCUGCGGGUAACUUCCUUGGAUACUUGGUGCAUGAGCAUGGUCUGGAGGUUGACAAGAACAAAGCCAGGGCUGUGAUUGAGGCAAAACCACCACAGAACAAGAAGGAGUUACAAAGAUUUCUUGGCCAAGUUAAUUUCUUAAGACGUUUCAUUUCUAACUUGGCUGGGAAAACCAAAGUCUUUUCUCCUCUGUUGAAACUCAAGUCUGAGGCAGAUUUUAAGUGGGAAGAACACCACCAGUCUACCUUUGAUAUGAUAAAGCGUACAGAAACCAUGUCUGGAACUGGAGUCGUGGUAAUCUCCCCGUCUGGGCUGAAAACACAGAUGUCUUUCCAACUAGAUUUUGAUUGCACAAAUAAUCAAGCAGAAUAUGAAGCUUUGAUUAUUGGUCUUGAGAUGUUAGUGGAGCUUAAAGUAUCCAUGGUUGAGGUAAUAGGGGACUCACAGCUACUUUUGAAGCAAUUGUCUGGUGAGUACAAAUGUACUAGCCUUGCUUUAGCCCCUUAUUUUGCCUUGGCUGUGCAAUUACUGGAAGAGUUUGAUGAUGUGUCCAUCAGACAUGUGCCUAGAGACCAGAAUUAUGAAGCUAAUGAAAUGGCCCAGAUUGCUUCAGGAGAGGCCAUUAUGAAUUACUGCCGCGUUGUCUGGGUCCAGAUGAAAGUUUCCAGAUGUUGUCUGAUGUCCAUGAUGGGAUUUGUGGUGCACACUAGGCUGGGAUCAAGAUGCGCUGGUCACUCAUUUAUUAUAGUGGCAAUAGAUUAUUUUACCAAAUGGGUGGAGGCUAAACCAAUGAAGAAGGUAGACCAAUCUGAUGUAAUCACGUUCAUCAAAGAGGACAUCAUUCACAGAUUUGGUCUGCCAGAAACAAUUACAACAGACCAAGGCAUAGUUUUCGUCAGCCAUCAAGUGGAGGCAUUUGCAAAAGAAAUGGGUUUCCAUCUGUUAAAUUCUACUCCUCAUUAUGCACAAGCUAAUGGGCAGGUGGAGGCUUCUAACAAGGUGGUGAUUAAUUUUCUUGAAAAAAUGGUGGAUGACAAUCCCAGACGUUGGCAUGAAUUAUUGUCUAAAACACUAUGGGCUUAUAGAACUUCACAGAGGAGUUCAACCAAAAUGACACCUUUUGCCUUGACAUAUGGCCAUGAAGCAGUCUUGCCAAUGGAGCUAACAGCCAGGUCUUUAAGAGUGAUGAUUCAGCAUAAUCUCCAGUCUGGAGAAUACGAUGAGGCCAUGAUGCUUGAGCUUAAAGACCUUGAAGACUCACGUUUGACAGCUUUGGAUAGAUUGCAAGCUCAAAAACUUAAAAUUGCAAAGUCUUACAACAAGAGAGUAAAAGGUAAAAAUCUGGCAGUUGGUGACUUGGUCUGGAAAGCAAUUUUACCUCUUGGCAAGAAAGAUCACAGAUUUGGGAAAUGGUCCCUAAAUUGGGAAGGACCAUUCCGAAUUCGAAGUGUUGAGAGGGGUCUGGGAGGCAAGAGGAAUGGAGUUCCAGGAAGCUGUCUAAGCCAGAUUCUGCAUGUGGCCUUUGAAGUUUGGAGUCUGGAGCCUGAAAGACCUGCAAUCCCAUUACUAGAUCAUGGAGGAACAGUGCCGAAAAUGGAGGAACAGUACCGAAGAUCAUGGAGAAAGUUACCAGCACCAAAGAAAAUAAAUAUAGAGAGAAGAGAACAGUUUCAGGCCUGCCCAACACACACACAAACUGCCCAGAGCAUGUUUUUCAGCUUUCAGACUGCAUUUUCCAGAUUUCAGCAAUAGUUUACAGAUUUUCCAGAUUAGUUCAUAGCCUUAGCCUAGGUUUAUUCAUCUUUGUUCAUAUUUUCUUCUGCAAAUUCCAAUUUAGAUUAGUCUUAAAACAUUUGGAAGCAACUUAGCCUUCAAAACAAGUCUGCCCUUUUGAUUCGGUUAGUUCUUCUUCCUUUUAUGGAUUUAGUUAUGUUAUUCGUUCAUGUAAAUAGGAUGAAUGUUUUCUACCUUUGUUCUUUUGUUUCUGCACAAUAUCCAGACAUGCAGUUUGUUUAAUUUCAAUUUUCAGAUUUAAAUUUAUAAGUUUCCAGACUUUAAUCAUUUCAUAGUUUCUUCUUUAGUUUUAGUCAUCAUUAUGGGCUGCAUAGUUGAAAUCAUUGUCUGUUAUUUUACUUUUUCUGUUGUCUGCGAAUUUAAUCUUUAUGGCAUGUUAUUUUCUGUUAUUUACUUCAUGUUAGUUUAAUUGCCUUAGGAUAUCACAUUUAAUUUAGGAUUUGUAGCUUUUAUUACACUUGUUUAGUUGUGAAGUCCUUUGAGGUUUCCAAGGCAAGUAGAAACCCAUUUUGCAGAACUCUACCCUCUGUUUUGCAACAUCGUCUGGGGCGCAAUUCAUUUCAC